UCGUCGCUGCGUCUCUCUCUCUCUCUCUCUCUCUCUCUCUCUUUCUCACUGCUGUUCCCAAAAACAGUUUCGGCUUCUCUUCUCCGGCGAGGGCCGACGACGGCGACCGUCGCAAGGAAGGAAAGAGAAGGAGCCCGUUGGAUCCGGCUGGAUUGGAUUAGAUUAGGACCGGAUCAUCGCGGCGAGGCAGAUGCGCUGAGCUCUCAUCGGGUUGAGUGAGCGAUGGGCGACCUUGCCGAUCUCGCGUUCGCGGACGAGGCAGCGCGUUCGCAUCUCGCCGGCGGCGGCCGGCGGGACAGGCUGGCGGCGCUGCUGGAGCUCGCGGCAGCGGACGAUGCCUCCGGGUUCCGUGAGGCUCUCGCUGGGGGAGUCGAGGAGGCGGCGGCAGAGCUGGCUGACGGGGUGGGACUGUGGUACGGCCGGAGCAAGGCGUACGAGCCGCGCACGCCGCUGAUGGUCGCGGCGACGUACGGCAGCGCGGCCGUGGUGUCGCUGCUGCUCGGCCUGGGCUGCGUCGAUGUCAACAGACGCCCCGGUGUCGACGGAGCCACCGCGCUGCAUUGCGCUGCGUCCGGCGGCUCGCGUAACGCCGUCGCCAUCGUCAAGUUGCUCCUGGCUGCUGGCGCCGACCCGGUCACACCCGAUUCCGCUGGCCGCUGCCCUGCCGACGUCAUCCUGGCUCCUCCUGGUUUGCCGGACGCCUUGGGCGAUCUGGAGAUGCUCCUUGGUCGCCGCAGAGGGCUCGCUGUAGCGACCUCGGUGCCAUCGGGCUCGUCGUCCCCGCCACUGUCGUCCUCGCCGGAUGAGGGCAACAGGUCGCUAUCCUCGAGGUCGUCUUCGUUGUCUCCGAUUACGGUGGACCGUGGCAAGAAGGAGUACCCAGUGGAUCCGACGCUGCCGGACAUCAAGAGCAGCGUGUAUGCCUCCGACGAGUUCCGCAUGUUUGCGUUCAAGGUGCGGCCCUGCUCCAGGGCAUACUCGCAUGACUGGACGGAGUGCCCAUUCGUGCACCCCGGCGAGAACGCCCGCCGCCGUGACCCCCGCAAGCACCCGUACACUGCUGUGCCUUGCCCCAACUUCCGCCGCCCUGGUGGCUGCCCCAGCGGUGAUAGCUGUGAGUUCUCCCAUGGCGUGUUUGAGAGCUGGCUCCACCCGUCGCAGUACCGCACCAGGCUCUGCAAGGAGGGUGCAGCUUGCGCCCGCCGCAUCUGCUUCUUCGCUCAUGAUGAAGAUGAGCUCCGCCAUGUGCCUCGCAAUAGCGGCGCAGGUCUGCUGUCUCCCCGUGCCUCAUCUAUUGAUAUGACUGCAGCAGCUGCUCUUGGGCUUCUUCCCGGAUCUCCUACCAGGCACUUUGUGCAGCCACCUGGGUCACCAUCUUCUGCGAACAAUGGUGAAGGUGCUGCUGCUCAUUGGCUCCAAGGUAGCAGGCUGCGUUCUUCUUUCAAUGCAAGGGAUGCACAAAUUGAUGACCUUGGUGCACUCCUGGAAUGGGAAUCACAGUACCUUGGGGCACUCAGCCUCCCACAAAGCAGCCGAUCCCAACCCCGUCUUUCUACUGGUCUGAGCAUUCGGCCAACAGCGAUUGCUCCAACUAGCCUUGAAGAAAUGUAUGCUUCAGACAUGGCAAUGUCGCCAAUGUUUUCUAAUGACCAAGGUCACUCAGUCUACUCACCAGCACACAAAUCAGCCAUCCUUAACAAGCUUCAUCAGCAAAAGGGCCUCCUGUCACCUGUUAAUACCAACAGGAUGUACUCUGCAAGGGGCCUCGAUCCAUCGGCACUUCUCCAUUCUCCAUUUGGUGGCAUGUCUCCUCGGUCGCCUCGGACCAUGGAGCCAACAUCACCCCUAAGUGCCCGUGUUGGAGCUACUGUUACACAGCGUGAGAUGUUUGAUCAGUUCUCUUCCCUGAACAAGCAUCAGGUGCCAUCUGUGGGUUCGCCACGGAAUCUUAAUGCUUCAUGGGGCAACAUUGUUGCCCCAAAGGGUAAGGUCGACUGGGGUGUUGACGACGAGGAGCUGGUCCGCUUGAGGCAUCCCUCACAGCUAGGAGUUGCAGAAGAGGAGCCAGAUGUGUCAUGGGUGCAGUCACUGGCGAACCAUGCCGAGCUGAAUGGUAUUAGGAGUGAAAUGGCAGGCAUGGCCUCCCGAUCAUUGAAUAGGCCUGACCUGAGCAAUCAGGCUGACCUAGUGGAUCACACGGUAAUUUCUUCUUGGCUUGAGCAGAUGCACUUGGAACCGAAGUGACUAUCGAGGGAACAAUCAUUUUACUGGGUUAGCUACUGAAGAAUAGUUAUUGGUCCUAGUAAAUAAUAAUUAUUCUAUUUUAUUCUUAAAAUUUUUGUUCGCAAAGUCAGAGAUGGUCAGAUGGUGGUGUUCAGCAAAGAAGCAUCCGGAUCCGGUCACAGAUUGGUAGCUGAAAGAGAAUUGGUAAACAACCUCACUUUCGGGGUCCUAACUAGUUCAGAUGAGGUAUAAUUCUUUUCAUUAGUUCAUAUGAGAUAUAAAUUCAUAUGUUCCACCAUUGGUCAUUGUGUUCCUGAUCUCUUGUAACAAGAGAAAUUAUAGUUGUCCUUUUUGUCAUUUAUCAAUGAAUGAUUUUGUGAAAACAUUGUUAAUUUCAAUUUAUUGCUCCGCCGGUGGAUAGUACAAUUUCGUUC
Molecule: messenger RNA, 2657 nt
Organism: Phragmites australis (common reed)
Lineage: Eukaryota; Viridiplantae; Streptophyta; Magnoliopsida; Poales; Poaceae
Product: zinc finger CCCH domain-containing protein 50-like
Exons: 2
Coding region: 223-2244 (673 amino acids)
Molecular function (GO): metal ion binding; protein binding
Source: RefSeq, a predicted model, not a curated record